Messenger RNA from Sycon ciliatum, 2569 nucleotides. RefSeq names its product protein unc-93 homolog A-like. The record is from RefSeq and is a predicted model, not a curated record. The coding region runs from base 227 to 1843 and encodes 538 amino acids. The transcript has 5 exons. NCBI's taxonomy places the organism in Eukaryota, Metazoa, Porifera, Calcarea, Leucosolenida, Sycettidae.
CAGCAUCCAUUCGCAAGGUAGAUCUACACCGUAAUCAUUGCAUGGUAAAAAGUUCACGCUAGCAUGGUUAGCGAGUAUGCGAGGAUAACAAAGUUCCCAGGACAGGAGAUAGGAGUUCCCAUUGUACUCUACGGGAGCGAUAUGGCUUUUCGGACAUGAUUUCAGGACUAAAAUCACCUGAUUGAAUGAGGAGUCUUUGGGACGACCACUCGCUAUCUGGAGGGAAAUGAAUGAGCCGUCCAUUCUGCGUGAUGCGUUCGGCCACUACAUUCCCUUGCGAUUUGGAUUGUGGACGCGCUCUAGAAGAGAAAGAAUCCACCGGCGAGCUGACAUUGUCCAUGCCCAUGGUGAAAACAUCGCCAGGGAGCAUGGCACAAUUUCUUCGUCACCUUCAGAAGCUGUGCGAGGGAGCAGAGGAUUGGUUGAGGGAAAACGCCUCACCGACGAGGAGCGCAAGAAUGCGAGAAUCCACGCACAGAACACACUGGUGACGAUGCUGUCAGCGUUGCUGAUCUGCACACCGCUGUACGGUCUCCAGUACUUGGAGAGCUCGAUCAAUGCUGUGGGUGGUUUGGGAGAGAUCUGCUAUGCGCUCCUGUAUGUACCAGCGUUGUUUAGUGUAACAUUGCUGGGACCAUUGCUUGCACACCGCCUGGGCAUCUAUCGUGUUCUGCAACUCUCGCUGGUCCCGUUCGUCAUACUCACAACUUCGCAUUUCAAGAUCGUCCCUGGGUAUUUUCUGACGACGUGCGCCAUGGUUGGCAUGGUGAAUAUGAUGCUCGGUUCCGCCAUGGUCCAAGUGGCGAACAUUGGCGCCACAGAAUACGCCGCCAUAUAUGGCAUUGGUGCGGAGCGCGUCAGUCCGCGUUUCAACAGCAUUGUGUACAGCGGGAUAGGAGGGGCCACUCUAACUGGUUCGCUCGUUUCAUCACUCGUCCUGCACAACUCCAAGAGCGUGCCGUCGGCGGAGUACUCAAGACCUCUCUGGGAUUCGGGACAGUGCAAUUUCCCAGUGGAAACGCUAGUCAUCUCUGGAGAAGAUCGCAAGUUGCUGUUAUCAGUCUACCUGGUGGCUGGUGUACUCGGCGUGCUGAUCUCACUUCUCCUGCGUAAACCUUCAAAAACCACCAUCAAGGCCAAGUUAGCAUCAUCCACGGUGUGGCAACAAGUCACCGCUACGCUACGUCUGGUGGGCGACAUCGACUUGCUACUCCUGAUCCCAACAUUCUUUGCAAUAGGUUUGGAGAAGGAACUCUUGGGAGGCAAUAUUACUUCGUUCUUCAUAACACCAUGCCUCGGCGUGGCAUACGUUGGCUACUCGAUUGUGUGCUACAGCGCAGCAAAUUUCCUGACCCUGCUGGUGGUUUCGACGGCGAUGAAGCAUACAAACAAGGCCGUCAUUGUUGUCUGCGCAAUGCUGGUCCAGUCGAGCGUUCUCUUGACGCUGCUGUUGUGGCAACCGACAGGGAACGCUCCACUGCUCUUUGGACUGGUGGCAGCAUGGGGAGCUGUUGACGCAAUGUGGAUUGUACCGGUGACAGUUAUUUUGGGAGCAUCGUUUGCUCGUGACCAGGAGGCUGCCUCUGCGAACUACAAGCUGUUUCAGGGGACGGCGACGGGUGUGGCUGCGUUCUACAGCCAGAGGAUAGGCCGCUGCACUGGUGAGCUGCGUGUCAAGUUCGUAUACCACAUCUUAAUGUCAGUGCUAGCCGCACUAUUGUUCUGCAUCGCUGAGUGGAGGCUGAUACAGCGACGGCGGCGGUGGCAGGGCAAGGAGAUACGGUGCAAAGAACAGAGGGAAAGCUUUGAGUUGCACGCAGUAACUGAACGAGACAGGGUGUAGCUGAUCGGAAAGAUUAAUCAAGCCACUUUUAAAAGUCUUUUCAAUGACUAGAGUGCCUUCCUAGCUGGUGCAAAAAAUUGAUUGUGUGUGUGUGUGUGUGUGUGUGUGUGUGUGUGUGUGUGUGUCCCGAUUGUUCUUGAUACCAUUGCACAAUGUGGAAUUCUCUACUGAACUCUUGUCUGCCUAGGGAGCCUUAGAAUUUCUACGAAAACUGAGAAAUGUAAUGUCCCACUAGGCCUGUUUCAAAGAUAUUUCUUAUCGAUUUUUUUCUUGAUGAAGUUGAUUUUACUCAUUGAACCCAUGUUGAGUUACUUCAUUCACGAGCAUAGGAAAAGAAACACUGUUCUAGUGGGGUAAACUUUGCUCGCUAAGCGCCGUAAAAAUUAAUUAUAUGAAGUAACUUGUUCACCCAGUUUGUUCCUUGCCAUUUCACAACAGUGCAGUACUUUUACUUGUACUCGUUGAGCGCCUUUGAUGAUUGUUGCGUUAAUAUUUUAUUAUCACGAGAUGUUCUGUUGUGCAUGUAGUUGGAUGAUCUGGCAAGCGGGCUGGUAGUGCUCUGUAUUAGUACUAAGUGUAUAGGCAGCCAGCGGAUUGGUAGCUGUACCAUGCAUUAAUUCAGCUGCGCUCAUAAUAAUCACCUGCAUGCCAUGCAGUGUUUUGUGAUCCGAGCUGGCAGUGCAGCAGCUCUCAUUGCCAAGUGUAGCAUUGAGAACAUACACAAAU